This is a messenger RNA of Calliphora vicina (urban bluebottle blowfly), 1173 nucleotides long. RefSeq lists its product as uncharacterized. NCBI's taxonomy places the organism in Eukaryota, Metazoa, Arthropoda, Insecta, Diptera, Calliphoridae. The record is from RefSeq and is a predicted model, not a curated record. Gene Ontology annotation, molecular function: catalytic activity. The transcript has 2 exons. The coding region runs from base 1 to 1173 and encodes 390 amino acids.
AUGGCGCAUGACCACGGGGAGCAUCCACCAAACGAUGAUAUCCGUAGUGCUGUGAAAAAGGCGAAUGAGUCCAGGAUACCAUUGGUUAUCUGUGCUGACGCUAACUCGCACCACAUUGUAUGGGGUAGCAGCGACACCAACACAAGAGGUGAGAGUCUUUUCAGUUUCAUACUUAAUAGUAGUUUGGAAGUAGUUAAUAGAGGUUCAGAACCUACCUUCAUUGUUUCAAACAGAAGUGAGGUACUAGACUUAACACUUGUGAGUGCUGAGCACCACAGUAUGAUUAACAAUUGGGCUGUCUCCGACGACUGCUCUUUUUCUGAUCAUCUAUAUAUUGAUUUCAAUAUCAGUGUAACUUAUAGGAAUGAUAAUACCAUUCUAAAUAGGAGAAAGACCAAUUGGGAGUUGCAGAGUGAUGUACUCUCCCGGUCUCUACCAAACCCGCCCACUAUUGAAAAUAGGGACGAUAUUGAGGUAGCAGUUGAGGCACUUACAGAAGCGUUCCAAUCAGCUACUAAUUUGGCCUGUAAGCCGAAUAUCUUCAGGGGUAGGAAUAAGCCACCCUGGUGGAACCCUGAGAUUGCACACGCAAGAAGGGCGUGUCGUAAAUUGUUCAACGAGGCAAAGAGGCUGGGUAACUGGCCGGAAUAUAAGUCCUCAGUGAACCACUUUAAGAACCUUACGAGGAAUGCGAAAAGGAAAGCCUGGAGGGACUUCUGUAGCGGCGUGGAAGGAUCCUCUGAGACUAACCGAUUACGUAAAAUUCUAUCAACUUCACCGGUUGUACCAAGCUAUAUCCAGAAACCCUGUGGUAGAUGGACUCUGAAUAGUAAGGAAACACUUGAGGUCCUAUUAGAUACUCAUUUUCCAGGUUGCCUUCCAGUCGAUGAUGAGACUAUGAAUGGGGCUGCCGAUUCUGUUGCUCCGGAGCCUUCAAGUAGUUUUACCAAGUUUGGCUUAUCACAUUUUCUUCAUCAUCAUACUCAGCUGGUGCAGCGUCAUCAUCACCAUCAUCAUCUGCAUACAUCACAAUCGUCAUACUGGAACUCAUCAUCGUCAACAUUAUCAUCAGUAGUUCUACUAUGUACCAUCAUCAGCAAACCAGCAACUACCAGCACCAGUACCACCAGCACCAUCAGUCAUCAACGUCAUCUAGUGAAAAAACUGUUGUGA